This is a messenger RNA of Rhagoletis zephyria (snowberry fruit fly), 2412 nucleotides long. NCBI's taxonomy places the organism in Eukaryota, Metazoa, Arthropoda, Insecta, Diptera, Tephritidae. The record is from RefSeq and is a predicted model, not a curated record.
AUGGCAAUCCGUUUUGUCUGUACAAGAGCGACAAGCUGCCACCCUUUGCCUCAGCGAGAGUUGAACCACCUCUUCGACUACGAGCCACCUGAGGGCGAAGAGGUGGAAGCUUUUGUGGUGCGCUCAAAGUGGCUCAACAUUUACCAGUACCCAGAGGAACACUACUAUCAAGACAUUACGCCCAUCUGCGAAGAGUACUCUCGUGUGGACGCCUUUCUGUGUGACGUUCCGGAGCCCUUUCAGCUGACAGAGGAGUUUGUGAGCAUAACUGGCGAAAAGAUGAUCUACGUUUCGUUAGGCUCAAUGGGCUCGAUUGGCGUGCAGCUGAUGAAGCGCAUCGUCUCGGUGCUAGCCAAGACGCCGCACAAAAUCAUUGAGGAGAAUGCGCUUUCUGACAUUGGCAUGGUCAUUGUCGAUGAACUGCACAUGUUGGCUGAUCCUAACCGCGGCUACAUACUAGAGCUACUCUUGUCAAAGCUAAUGUUUACAACCAAACAAAGUUUCAGCAAAGGGAAACAAAACCCACUACAAAUUGUCGGCAUGAGUGCUACUAUUCCUAACCUUGAUCACCUUGCCAUUUGGCUAGAUGCUGCACAGUUCACAACUACAUUUCGACCAAUAUCACUCGCACAUUCACUUGUCAAAUCUAACGUAAUUUACCAGAUUACCAAAAGUGCAAACAGUGAAGAAUCGAUCCUUUUGCCUGCCUCACCGACUGUUGAUAUUGAAGAAUUGCAGUUAAAGGCAGCACCAGAUGAUGCAUCUUUAAUCUACUACGCAAUCGAAACACUUGCAAAUGGCUUUUCAUCACUAGUUUUUUGUCCAACAAAACUGAGCACUGAAAAAACUGCAAGAUCAAUAGCUGAAAAUAUUUACGAACUUGGCGCAAAAUCGGCCAAACAAGAAUCGAUAAACGAAUGUGCUGAUGCUUUAGGCUCUGCCUGUAGAGCCAACCUGUGCAUGACAAAGAUCAACGAGUUGUUGGUGACGCUUUUCAGUCUGUCUAUUGGCUUUGAUCAAACACUCGUCAAAACAAUUCGCUUUGGAGUUGCAUUCCAUCAUGCUGGUAUGAGCAAUGAAGAACGAUUCCUCAUUGAGAAGGCUUUUCGCGAAGGAACCAUUAGAGUGCUUUGCUCAACGACCACUUUGUCUGCUGGUGUUAAUUUACCAGCCAAACGAGUACUCGUCAAUGGUCCUUUUGACUUUAGUGGAAAAAUUUUAAACGUAACCACCUACCAGCAGAUGAUCGGACGAGCUGGUCGCACUGGACUCGACACUACAGGCGAAUCAAUGUUGUUUUGCAAAGAAAAAGAUUUCAAAAACGCCAUGAAUCAACUGAUCAAUGCAAGUGUGCCACCAAUAAAAAGCUGUUUGCUUGAAUCUACCAAACAGUUUGACUCAAAAACAACCCAUUCGCAAUCUCAGUCAAGCAAUGCUAGUGUGUCACAAGUGUCUCAAAAAUCAUCCCUGACAUUCUCUACUCAAAAUUUAACUGAAAAAAAGUUUAACAUUCUGAAGCAAGCUAUCAUGGAGGUCAUUUUCAGCAGCAAUGCAAAAAAUUGCGCUACCGUUGAAAGCUACGCUAAAUUGACAUUCUGUUCAGUCUCUGCUCAACUUGCGGAUGAUGAGAAAAAGGACGACGAGUGGAUGGUGACACCUGAACUUUCAUUCGUCAGCACAGUAAAACAGUUCAAAGAUUCUCUGCGUCCAGAAAUAGAAACUGCAAUCAAAAAGUCACUCCAAAGUCUGACAAGUGAAGGACUGAUUGAUGAAUGCACUGAAAUGGCGAGUGGAGACACUUCCAGCACAACAACCCUGAUUUGUGCAUCAACGCUUGGAAAAGCUAUCGUAGCAAGUGGUGUCGGUUUAGAAACUGGACUGCUUGUUUACCAAGAACUCGUUCGAUUCAACGAAAAUACCUCCUUGCAGAACGAUGAGCACCUGACCUAUUUGGCGACACCACCAUUUAUGGCUCAAAACUUGAACAUUGAUUGGUCGUUGUAUCUGAAAGUAUUUGACCGUUUAAAGGAUCAACAUAUUCGUAUUGCCGAACUACUUGGCGUAAAGUCCUCGAUCAAAUGCUUGACGGUGCAAAUAGCAAAGGGUCUUUUUGCUGCUGGAAUCAAAACACUGAUCGACAUUAUUGUCAAAGAAUAUGCAUUUAUCAAAAACAUUCUUGAUGAAGUAUCAAAAAGCGAAGCAACUCAGACAGCAAACACAAUCUACAGCAAUUUAGGAUCAUUUUAUUCGAACACAGACCAGAAAAUAGGACAAAUUUAUAUACCGCACUAUGGCAAAUGGUUAUCAACUGACGUACUGACUUUGAGGAUUGUACAUGAGGCUAAAUGUCACAUUGCAGAAGAGUUGAACGAAUCACUGGAUAUUGAUGAAGAACAAUCGCAUGCUUGUUGA